This is a messenger RNA of Acipenser ruthenus (sterlet), 4365 nucleotides long. RefSeq names its product ring finger protein 144aa (gene rnf144aa). Gene Ontology annotation, biological process: ubiquitin-dependent protein catabolic process; positive regulation of proteasomal ubiquitin-dependent protein catabolic process; protein polyubiquitination. Lineage: Eukaryota; Metazoa; Chordata; Actinopteri; Acipenseriformes; Acipenseridae. Gene Ontology annotation, molecular function: zinc ion binding; ubiquitin conjugating enzyme binding; ubiquitin protein ligase activity. Gene Ontology annotation, cellular component: ubiquitin ligase complex; cytoplasm; Golgi apparatus. The transcript has 10 exons. Bases 658 to 1539 code for a protein of 293 amino acids. The record is from RefSeq and is a predicted model, not a curated record.
CCACUCCCUGUUAAGCGAUUAGUUCUGCAUCAGUUGUACUGAAACCAGAGCACUUGACAAUGUAGUUAUUCGUCCUACAAGGGGCGCUGUGCUCGACUUCUCUCUCACUCCUACAGCUGCUCUGUUGAAUUACAAGCAAACACGCACACUAAUGGCGUUUUUCUAGGUAUAUCUAGCAGCUGUUUUCAUCAGCUGCUUUUAGUGUUGUAGCAAAAUCAUUUGUUGCUCAAGCAGCGGCUGCAUCACCACAGUUAGCAUUUUUAAUCCAGUAUUGUGGCAUGGUAAAAUUGUGACAGAUAAGUUAUAUAACACAUGGACGUCGCCCAGGGUAAACCGGACAUGUUCUUUAGUCCUUUAGCUUUGUAAAUGGAAACGGGGUACAUUGUAGGCGUUGUUGCUAUCAUCAUUUACACGUUUAAUCAGAUUGAGAAGGCAAUCUCGGCAAAGCGCUAAAGCAUCAUCAACAGGCAUAAGGAUUCUGAACUGAUUAAGAAAGAGCAACGGAAAUAAAUAAAGGAGUUACUCACGACCCAGUCCGCGCACUGGAGUUAAGGCUGUCUGCUUCACUCAGGCAAUGGAUCCGACCCAGACAGGAACAGGGAUUGCAGCACAGUACUGUUGAUUUGACGACGGGCCAAUUCACAGACUUCGCUCACAAUGACUACAGCAAGAUAUAGGCCUACUUGGGAUUUGGCCCUGGACCCCCUAGUGUCCUGUAAACUGUGCCUUGGGGAAUUUCCGUUGGAGCAGAUGACAACAAUAACCCAAUGCCAAUGCAUCUUCUGUACACUGUGCCUAAAACAGUAUGUGGAACUCCUGAUCAAAGAGGGCCUGCAAACGGCUAUUAGCUGUCCCGAUGCUGCCUGUCCAAAACACGGCCAUUUACAAGAAAAUGAGAUUGAAUGCAUGGUUGCAGCAGAAAUUAUGCAAAGAUACAAAAAGUUACAGUUUGAAAAGGAGGUUCUGUUGGAUCCUUGCCGGACCUGGUGCCCGUCCUCCUCCUGUCAAGCCGUGUGUCAGCUGAAAGAAAUGGAGCCCCCUGCCCUGCAGCUGGUCCAGUGCACAGCCUGUAACCUGGAGUUCUGCUCUGCCUGCAAAGCAAACUGGCACCCUGAGCAGGUCUGCCAAGAGAACGUGCCUGCAACGUCAUUCCUUCCAGGAGAAACAAGUUCAUUCUAUAAGAGUGAUGAAGAUGAUGCUCCAAUCAAGCGUUGUCCAAAGUGCCAAGUCUAUAUCGAACGUGAUGAAGGCUGCGCCCAAAUGAUGUGCAAAAACUGUAAACAUGCCUUCUGCUGGUACUGUCUGGGGUCUCUGGAUGAUGAUUUCCUAUUGAUACAUUAUGACAAAGGACCGUGUCGCAACAAACUUGGACACUCCAGGGCAUCUGUAAUCUGGCACAGAACACAAGUGGUUGGUAUUUUUGCAGGGUUUGGUCUGUUGCUGUUGGUAGCCUCUCCAUUCCUCCUUCUGGCCACUCCAUUUGUCUUGUGCUGCAAAUGCAAAUGCAGCAAGGGUGAUGACGACCCACUACCUACCUAGUUGGCUGGCUGAGUGGUUUGUUUCUAUUCACCAGCACUGUUUCAGCCUUACCUGGUCCAUCUUGCUUUACAGUAUCAGCUCCAGUGCCCUGCAAAGGUCCCCAGUGCAUUAGAGACGGUUCCGUUCUGAAAGGAAGAGUGCAAAGAAAAAAGGCAGAACAUCAGUUAAGGGGCAAACAAAAUGUACUGUGAAAGGUCCCUUGGGAGAAUCUGAAAGGAAGGUGUCGGGCAAAACAGCUACGGAAAGAGGUACAGGUGUUGCAAGGGAUGCUGGUAGCUAUUCAAUUUCCAGCUUGGGCAAUGAUAUGGGGGAAGGGGAAGCCCAACAAAAAAAAUCAGCACGUAAUUAUAGUAUUGCUUUUUUUUGUAUAUGAUAUCUAUGAAUCACAACUAAAUAAAUAAUUUCCUUAAACACACAUAGCCACCUGUUUUUUUCUUUCUUUUCUUGAACCAUAUGAUAAACAGUACAAAGCAAGUUUUGUGUAUUUUACAGUGUUCUACCUUCAUGUAUUUAACCCUUUUGCAGUUGUUUUUUAACCCUCAAGUCAGAAUGACUCGGAUCUGCCACAACCAUAAAGAGAGGCGUGUUCUGUGUACACUUCUAAAAGUCCUAAGGAUUAGGAAGCUUUGUUGAGUUGCCUACUUGAGUCAGGCUUUGUAGCCGACUAGUAUUAUUCACCCAACAUUUAAUUCCAAGGUUUAUUUUUGUAUAUGUGUAUCUGUCACAUACUGGUUUACAUUUAAUUCCCUAUCAGCAAAGUUUUAUUUUAACCAGUGAAACUUUUAUUCAAGAGGGAAAAGGCAAAAGGGAGAGUUUUAAAAGCAUUUUUUCUUUUUUUUUCAAGUAGCCAAUGCUGAGAAUAAAGUACAGUAAAAAUGUGAUGUGGUAUGGUAAAUUUCCGCAAAGGCCUUUGUUCUGAAGUGUGGUAGCAUACGGAAGACUAAACUCCUGCUCUGGUUGGCUGAAAGCUCAACAGAAGUGUAUACUAAAGAAAUAGAACCCAGAUUAGAAGGGAAGUUGACCGAGUCAGGAAGGAAGCUACAGACAAGGUCAACUACCACGCCAUCUAAUCAGGGCAGUAGUGUGAUUAGAAACUGGUAUGCAAGCCCUGUAUUGCUAUUUAAACAUUUAAAUUACAUUAAGAUUAUUUCCCUUUUCAAUGUUGUGAUGCUUUUCUUUUUUAUAUCGGUAAUGGAGCAUCCUAAUUUGUGGAUGGAAGUUGAGGUUUCUAGUAAGAUAAUAGCUUUACCCUAACUAGUAAUCAUAUAUAAGUAAUCAUUUUGGCUUGCCUUGCAUGAUUAUGUUAAUAUGUUUUUACAGUAUUGUAAAAUGGAUAGCGAACUGCAGUACACCAUUUUGUAAAGCUCUGUACUCUUCAGGUGUUUUCCUACUCUUAGCAGAUAUUACACAGGAGAACAUUAAAACAGCCCCCUGCAGUAUCUAGUUUUUAAUCACAGUUUAUAAUGACAUUGCAAAUAAGAGAAAUACUCGCUUGUUUUCUAUACAAGUCCUGCUGCCAUGCUGAAGUAGAUAACUGCUGCUCAUAGUGAAUUUUGCAUGAGGGUUGACUGAAGGAAUCCAGGCAGGGUUUCAAUACCUCUUACCUCAUCUUCUCAAGAGUGCCCUGAGAUGAAACAUCCUCAAAGCAUAUGGGGCCAUUUUUCUUUGUCAGUAACGGCAGCUCUAACAGUACUGGUGAGCCCUACAUUGAAGCAAAUGCAAAGGCUAAUCUUCAGAGAAUAACAAAGUCAUCUUAAUAUUAUCCUAGCGAACUAGCCACUGUGUAUUCAGUUCCUUCUUGUGUGUAAUUUUACAGAUCACAGUUCCACAUAAAAAUAAAAAAAGAUAAACAAGGGGUCAGUCUGUCCUAGAGCAGAUGACGCAUGUGCUUCAAUCCCAGUUGUGACUCCCGCUAUAAAUAAAUUAGAAGCAGUUCCCCAUUGAACAAAGAUGUUGAAUCUGUGUUGGACUAUACUUAUGUAAAUGUUUAAUAUUAUUAAUGUAAUGAUAAAUAAUACAUUUAUAUAAUCAUGAAAUAAUCAAACAUUGUGUAUUCUACUUUUUUAGUUAACAGUAGUAAAUAGUUUAUUUUUUCUUUUUAUUAAUACAAUGUACAGGAUGUAACCCUAUUGUGUGGCAAAUUGAUGGCAACAAGGGGGAGACAAUGUGUUUAGAGCAACAUGCUCAACAUCAUAUUUGGUACUGGUGUCACGUGGUAAUAAUAAAGCACUGUGGACGCAUGAUUUGGGAUUAAAAAUUCCUGGUGGGGCCCUACAUUGAAGCAAAUGAAUUGUGAUCGGUUUGCACUACUUUGUUGCCAGAUUGCCGACUGCUGACUGUGGUCUUGCUUCUCCUGUGAACACCGCACGUACAAGGCCACACGCGGGCAAACAAUAUCUCCGUCCUGUAGCCAUCAACAAAAGCUCUUGCGUGCUUGCAAUUUUAAAGUUUCCAAAACCUCCUGCAUUUAUUUACAUCGGCUCAAAUUACAGCUUUACAUUUUACUCUGCCAGACUCUUAUGUUGACUUUCCUUGCAUGUAUUGCUCAAGACCUUGGAAAUUGCGUUGCCUUUGUUUUAAUUUGCCUUUAAGUUGCGCCAUAUUUUUAAUGGAUACACAUAGUCUUACCUGAUUUCAUAAAUGUAUUUACAUUUUAUUAUGUAUGUAAUUGAAUUCUACCUGUAGAAUUGUAACCUUGUAUAUUGAUAUGCAUGACAAAAAGUCUUGUAAUAAAAAAAAACCUAGUUCAGUUCCUAUGUAAUGUUCAUAUAUUUCAAUGUAAAUGUAUCUAUUGUGCCACUAACACUGUGAUAUUAAAAAAAAAAA